AUGCCUGCUGUUCCUCGAGUGGAUCGUAUCAAAACAGUGUACAGUGCCGCGAAAGCGCUCAACUUUGCGUGGAGGUUCACUGAUUUCCUGAAAACUCCGGCUUACAACGGUGUUUCCAGAUAUGUGCCCCAACUACAUAGGAUAACUUUUCGCUUUUGUAAGCAAAGCGAAGCAAGCGUCGGUGUGCGGAAUUUCAUUGAGCGCAGAAUUUUAGAACUUGGAGCUCGUGUGCCAUCUGUAGUUGUGUAUACGCAACCUGUUCGCAAUACCGUUCCUGUUAUCCGUGCAGAAUACGGAAAUGGACGAAUUGUUCAGCUGAACGCCAAGAAUAUGAGUAUGGAAGAUGUGGAACGGGAUGUUAAUCUCCUAUAUUCUCGAAGCGGUCUCCCAGUUGUAAAAUUAGAAUCUCCCCAGAGUGCCGCUACACCUUCUGUACAGGCUUAUUGA
Ostertagia ostertagi is the source of this 447-nucleotide messenger RNA. The record is from the annotation of a GenBank genome assembly. NCBI's taxonomy places the organism in Eukaryota, Metazoa, Nematoda, Chromadorea, Rhabditida, Trichostrongylidae.